Plodia interpunctella (Indianmeal moth) is the source of this 2631-nucleotide messenger RNA. RefSeq lists its product as uncharacterized. The coding region runs from base 247 to 2631 and encodes 794 amino acids. NCBI's taxonomy places the organism in Eukaryota, Metazoa, Arthropoda, Insecta, Lepidoptera, Pyralidae. The transcript is spliced from 2 exons. The record is from RefSeq and is a predicted model, not a curated record. Gene Ontology annotation, cellular component: nucleus. Gene Ontology annotation, molecular function: DNA binding.
AAAGUACCCAAUGCUCGACAGAACACUAAUGUUCGACACCUAAAAAGUAAAAUAAAAAAAAUAAGACUAUGAGUGAAUAUUCGAACGUAUACGAAGCAUAAAUCAUAGACGAGCUUCGUAUAGCUGUCAAUGCAAGUGUCAUUUUGAUCAUUCGGCCAUUUUUAUAAAAAUGGCGUGACUCGAAACAUCGACCGGCGGAAGUCUCUCUUGGAAAUCUCGUUUUACUAGCGAAAUCACUAAGGAGGAAUGGCGCCUAAAAAAAACUACACGCCUUUCCAAAUGGCACAGGCGAUCGAAGCAGUCAAAAGAGGUGAAAAAAUUGCGACUGCAGCAAAAAAGUUUGGUGUACCCAGAAUCACCUUACAUGACAAAAUUACGAGCAAAACUCCAGUUACAUGUUCAAUGGGUCCUGGUACAUAUUUAUCUACAGAAGAAGAGGCUAUAUUAGAAAAAUGGAUUCUUGAUAUGACUGAUAAACACAUUCCUAUUACCAAAGAUGAAUUGCUCGACAGUGUACAACGAAUUAUCGUUGAUCAGCAGAAAAAUACACCUUUUGCUAACAACAGGCCAGGUAGAAAAUGGUACAAUCUGUUUCUGAAUAGACAUCCUACAUUGUCUGAGAGAAAAGCGCAAAAUUUAAACACGGCACGUGAUGCCGUUACUGAAGAAAACAUAAAAGGUUGGUUUAAAGAGAUAGAAUCCUAUUUAGAAGAAAACGGUCUUAAAGAAGCAUCAGAAGAUCCGGCUCGGAUCUUUAAUACGGACGAAAGCGCUUUUUAUUUGUCACCUAAAGCCGGGAAAGUUCUUGCAAAAAAAGGGGACAAACAUAUCUACCAAUCCUCUGGUGAUGAAAAAGAUAAUUUAACGGUUUUAAUCACCGGGAAUUCCGCUGGUCAAUUAGCUCCUCCUAUGGUUGUGUUUGCCUAUGAAAGAAUUCCGUCUACAAUUUCAUCUCAGUUUCCAGAAGAUUGGGCAAUUGGACGAUCUCCGACUGGCUGGAUGUGCGGCAGCACUUUUUUCGAGUAUAUCGCGAACAUAUUCAAUCCCUGGCUAGUACACCAGAAGAUUGAAAAACCUGUGCUCUUCUUUCUGGAUGGCCAUAGGUCGCACUUGACCCUUCAUUUAUCCAAUUUUUGUGCUGAAAAUGGUAUAGAAAUUAUAGCGUUAUACCCAAACAGCACGCACAUUCUGCAGCCAAUGGAUCUUGCCGUGUUUAGACCUUUGAAAACUUAUUGGGCAAAAGCUGUUAAAGACUGGAAAUUGCAACACCUAGGACAAAAUCUAAAAAAAGAAAAUUUUGCCCCUGUUCUCAACACAGCAUUAGAGUUAAUAACUGAGAGUGCUAUUAGGAAUGGUUUUCGUGCUGGUGGGUUGUACCCCUUUGGCCCAGAUUAUGUUGAUUUAUCUAAAAUAAAAACUCGAUCAAAAUCGGAAGUUUCGACAGAACAGAUUCUUUUCUUUAAUUAUCUAGAAAAAGAUAUAACAACAAAGUUGGGGGCUGAAAAGUUGCAGAUGUUCAAUGAAUUAUUCUUUAGAGACAAAGAAGAGUUGAGUUCUCGUUUGAAUGAAGACCUGUCACUGUAUGUAAUAUGGGCCAGCAACAAACAAAUUGUCGGAAAUUCUGAUCAAAUUAAUAAAUCGAAAGAACCUUCAACACAAUCAUUAGUUGAAGUCCCGAAUCCAACAAAAGAUCCUGCUAUUCCAAUUACAAGUACAUCAACAGACUUAAUUGAAUUUGAUCUGACACCACAACAACACAUUCAGCUAGAUCACGACUAUGUCCACCCAUUUAAUAAUUCUGCUGUCAAUAAUCAUCAAGAAACUAACGAUACGUCACAUAACCCAUUAACUAACGAUGGGCCAAAUUCUCUAAACAUAAAAGAUCCUGUUUUGGUUGCUUUAACUUCCCGCUCCAUAAACCAUAAAUCUUCAGAAGAGAAGACUAACACAGAUUCGCUAGAGACGACCAUGACAAAAUCCAAACAUAAUAACAUAGGGUCUGAGACAUCCAAAACUGACCUAAACGCCGCAGAAAAAACACCUGUUAAAGAUACGACAAGACCUGGGACCUCAAAAACCAUUCAGUUGAAAGACGGAAGUAAAAUUAUUAUCCCAUCUCCAUUUAAACGGAAUAUUAACUGGCCCGGAGAAGAUGAAGAAAAGAAAGGUAAAAAAAGAAAGUGCAAGGAAAAGAUUCCUUAUGCUAUAACUAGUUCACCAUGGAGAGAUUAUCAUAACCGGAAAGAAAAAGAAAAAAGAGAAAAAGAGGAACAAAAGCAAAUUAAAGCUAAAGAAAGAGAAGAAAAAAGACAAUUAAAACUAAGAGAGUUGGAGAAGAAAAAGGAAAAAAAGCUGAAAGAAAAAAGUAACAUUAAGAUGAAAAAACGCAAUAGGCUAAGAAAAUGGAAACCAAGUGACACGUCUUCGGACAAUACAGAUACUGAAUUAAACUAUGCAGAUAGUGAAGAUAGCUAUAAUGUGGAAAUUGAAGAAGAAAUAACAGACACUGAACGAGCAUCUAAUGAAAAUUCAGAAAGCUCCGAAUCCGAAGACGUCCCACUUAGUAGAUUGUCAAAUAAAAUAAGCAAAUAUGGUAAUGGUGAUUAUGUGAUUCUCAAGUAUGAGGGGUAA